Molecule: messenger RNA, 1830 nt
Organism: Ostreococcus tauri
Lineage: Eukaryota; Viridiplantae; Chlorophyta; Mamiellophyceae; Mamiellales; Bathycoccaceae
Product: Notch domain
Exons: 1
Coding region: 1-1830 (609 amino acids)
Source: RefSeq, a predicted model, not a curated record
AUGGCGCGUGUGGUUGGAAUGUUUCCCAAUUCGUAUAAGGAGCUGCCCACGAGAGCGGAUUACGGUAAAGCUGCAUUUGAGGAUGAUGUCGGUGAACAUUUUGAAAAACUGGACCGCGCGGGGAAAUUCUCCACGUUCGUGCGGUACUUAGUGGCCGUCAUUGCAUUGGUUGCACUGAUGGUAUCGGAGAUUUUGAGAGAUUCGAACGUCGUGUACACAGUGGCGUCGCCGACUUACGAGGAGUACGUGGCGUUGAAGAGCAACGCCGCGAAUCGUAACCUCGUAUGUCGCACGAAAAAUGCGGCCUUGAAAUACGGUGAUUUCAUCAGCACUACUUUCGAGUCGCAUGAAUCCUGUGAUUGGGUGGCGAAAGACGUACUGAAGGAUGAACACCAUGGUCUGGGAUUCACAGUAGAGAAUUUGCCCGGGUACUACUACGCGCUGGAUGGAAACAUUUCAGCGUGUAAAUCGACCGAAAUGAGCCCUUCAAGAAUGCAUACAUGUCUUGCGUUGAAAGAAGGAUGCGAAAAAGGUGCGGCUUCACUUAAUCGUGCACUUAAUCAGCUUGAAGCAACUCUAAUGCCAACGACAACGCUUUUGGAAGACAAUACACUGAACGCGAUUGUUGGUGUAGUACUGAACUCGACAGUCGAUGGUGUUCUCCAAGCCACGCGUCAAUCAUCGGAUAUUGUAAAGCAGUGGGCGUCGCAUAAUAUGCCACGACUGUAUGCUUACAUGCGAAUUCAUAGAGCUCGUAUACAAGCGCUAUCGUACAGGGCGGGUAACGAUUUUGAACUUGUCAACGAGGUAAAUGGCAAAUGCGUGGAUUAUCAGAUUGGAUCAUCCACUCAUUCAUGCGACAAAACGAAAAUUGGUGACGGUUCAUGUGAUUAUGCCUGCAACAGGCCAGCGUGUUUGUAUGAUGGUGGCGACUGUGAAGGUCAAGACUCAUUCCAAAUCACAGAGCCGCAGGUUGCAAAGUACGGAGGGAUAAACGGCUACGCUCCUUUAUCAUGGUCUGGGACCUAUACAAAGGGAUCUCAGUACACUGGUGCAGCACUUCAGCACAAUUUUAUGAGUCAAACCGAUGCUGACAUGUACACGUUUGACAAUGCCACGUGCGGUGACAAUUCGACUUGGGCAAACACAGUCGAGGUUGAUUACGACGCCGAAGGUAUCAUUCAGGAUGUAUACCGUGUCAACACAUCGGCUAUGAGUGAAUUUUUAAAAACGUACGGUUAUUCGAUCACUCCUCCAACACUUCCGUCGCGGUGGCCGUCUACGCAGGUUCCGGUUUUCGACAAGAAGACAUUUUCCUGCGAUUCUUGGGUGAGAGCUUUGCACGCUAUUUCGUACACGAAUAUGUCUUCAACAGAAAUCGCGAGUUGGGUGCAGUACUACAAAGAUUUGGGUGCUGCAGCGAAAACAAUGAUUUCUGCGUGUUCAGAUUAUAGUCAAUGCCCAAGUUUUACGGGAUUUGACCGGUUAAAUUUGCGCCCCUACACGAUUGGCGCGGUGGAUGCAAAUUGGGCAUGGUUGAGCGCCACAGUGAAUGAAAACUCUGGCUCAGUCAUGAAUCUCAUACUCGAUGCAGGUUUGAAACGAAACUCCUCUGGAUAUGCCGUAUCCGCGCCGGUUUCUUACAAACAGUACUACACCGCGGCACAAGUUGACGAAUGCACCUAUACUCGAAGUGUGCGGACAUCAAGCGCCGCCCUUCUCUCGAUUGUCUUCGGUCUCAUCGGCGGUAUCUUCACUCUCAGCAACUCCAUUGGUUUGUUCAUGUACUCUGUCAUCAGGAAACGCGUACUUUCAACUCCCAAAGCAUGA